GAAUAUAGAGGAUAGAUUUCUAUUAUGGCUUCCGUUUUUGAUGAUUUUAAGGCAGCUCAUACGCUCCAGUCGGGACCUAUCCUGGCCGCUGCUCUUACACCAGCUGCAACACCAGAAGAUCCCCAUCGCCUACUGAACUUUGUCCGUGUCACAAACAGCGCCAACUCCGAGGGUGAUAUUCGCCAUCAUCUUCUCUACGACAGACACACGGGAGUCAAGCUGAGCAAACAACAAGGCAAUGCUUGGGUCAGUGUCGUGAACGCCUUUUGGGUCACUGCCGUAGAGUUAGUGAAGAUUGAAGAAUACUCCCCACGGGGAAGUUGGCUAAAGGUGUUUGAGGCCUGGAAGGAGUUUGUCAAUCAACUGAUUAGGGGCUAUUCAAAUAAUCAUUUCCCGUCAUGGACGAUACCUUGUCUAUAUAUGGCUGGAAAGUAUCUUCGCGCUUUUGCCAUCAAGGCGGAUGCAUCGGAUGCAUCUCAGAGUGCAGGCGGUUAUGGCAAUGGGUUCCAGGACGAUGUGGUGUCUGCGGAGAAGAAUGCCAAUCUUGAAGAUGCAGCGAGGACGAUUAACAGAAUGUUUACUCUCUGCCUAGGUGACCGGGCUCCUAUUGAGGAAUCACGAAAAUGGGGAAUCUACGAGACAACGAACCUUUUGUUCAAGACAUACUUCAAGUUAAACCAAGUUGGGCUGUCAAAAAGUGUGCUCCGUGCUCUGGAUGCAUCAUCAGCAGACAUUCCACAGCCUUUUCAGUUUCCGAAAUCUCAUAUUGUGACUUUCAAUUAUUAUGUUGGGCUUAUUAACUUUUUAGAGGAAAACUAUAAGGAGGCCGAAGAAAGUCUUACUCAAGCAUGGCUUAUGUGUAAGAAAGACGCGUGGAAGAAUAAAGAAUUAAUCUUAACGUAUCUAAUACCCUGCCAUCUCGUCACCACCCAUCGCCUCCCCAGCAAACAACUCCUAGCCCCAUUCCCACGUCUAGAACGCCUCCUCCGACCGCUAUGCGACUGCAUCCGACAAGGAAACCUCGUCGGCUUCGACGCCGCCAUGUCAGCCGGCGCAGAUGAUUUCGUCAAACGUCGGAUCUAUUUGCCUCUUGAAAGGGGUCGAGAUCUCGCUCUCCGAAACUUGUUUCGAAAAGUUUUUAUUGCUGGAGGAUUUGAGCCUGCUACUGCAUCAGAUUCAGUGCCGAUUCGUCGCACUCGUAUACCGCUAACGGAGUUUGCGGCUGCUUUGCGUAUUGGGAAUAAAUCAGAUGAUAAAGCGCGCAUUGAUAUGGAUGAAGUGGAGUGUUUAUUGGCUAAUAUGAUAUACAAGAAUAUGAUGAAAGGCUACAUUUCGCGAGAACGUGCUACCGUUGUGUUAAGCAAGUCUGGUGCAUUUCCGGGCACAGGGGUCUGACACCCUUUGGUUAGAUAAUAUGAUUCUUCAGCGCAGUCUUACAACUAUCGCAGUAAGAAUCAUUACUGACGACAGACCCUAUCAGCAAACUUCCACCAAUCUCCGCAUGGUCAGAUGCAGCGUCCAACAAUGAGAUUGCAGAUUGCACAGCAGAGCCAUGAGUUUCAAUAACGAGUUAUGCUCCUGAACAGAUGCCAAGCUAUCACCAAAUAGCCAUCAUCAUAUAUGCGAGCAGCCUACCUUGCAUCUACAUAUGCUCCAGGCUGACAUUCAUGCAUGCUACUGUGACUCAAUUCUGAUUGAGUAAUGGACAUUAAGUCUACCUUAAGCACCAAUUUACCUACGUACACAUCAACUUGUAGCAUUACGAGGAUACAUCUACACCUCGAAUGGAAUCAAUCCUAUCAUUAU
Talaromyces stipitatus ATCC 10500 is the source of this 1806-nucleotide messenger RNA. RefSeq lists its product as uncharacterized. Gene Ontology annotation, molecular function: RNA binding; double-stranded DNA binding. The coding region runs from base 25 to 1395 and encodes 456 amino acids. Gene Ontology annotation, cellular component: transcription export complex 2. The record is from RefSeq and is a predicted model, not a curated record. Gene Ontology annotation, biological process: transcription elongation by RNA polymerase II; poly(A)+ mRNA export from nucleus; post-transcriptional tethering of RNA polymerase II gene DNA at nuclear periphery. Lineage: Eukaryota; Fungi; Ascomycota; Eurotiomycetes; Eurotiales; Trichocomaceae. The transcript is spliced from 6 exons.